GUAGCAAUAUAUAUAUCAGCUUGGAUAGGAUAUCCAAGCAAAUUUCUUGAAUAUUUUAUACUACAAAAUAGAAUAAUCAGGAGUACACAAAAGGCCUUGUCUUCUAUUUUGUUGGCUUCUUGUUUGGCAGGAUUCAUCUUGUUGUUUUGCUUGAAACCAUUGCAUUAUUUUUUGAAGGGCAUACAGUUCACAUAUAAAAUAGAUGGUGGAAGGAAGAGAAAGCUAUCUACUCCAGAAAAUGGGGAACUGGAAGGGAUGGAGGUACUUCAAGAGGCUGUCUAUCUACCCCAUUAAGAGUGUCCUUCGUAAAGUGACUUCAAAUUUCAGCUUCAAAUCCGAAGGUGGGAGAAAUGGACUUCUUACUCUUUACAAGGACAUGGAAUCUUGUGGGGAAUAUGCAGAUAUCCAAAUCAUGUGGAAAAUUAUUGAAUCUUCUUCUCCUAAAUAUGCCUGCCACAAGAGAAGGAUCAAUAGGUCUUCACAUUGGGUGGUCUGUUUCCGGCCAACUUGAAUUGUUUAGGGGUCAUCAGUUAAAUGGUCAUAGUUUUUCUUGGUGGAUGAGUCCACAGGUUGAAAGUGUGGUAGGUAGGUGUAUAAGAGAAGGGGAAUCAAAAUUUUCAUGUCAGUUCCAUUCCUUCAGCCUCCACUCCUUCCAUCACAUUAAUUUUGUUACUGAAAGAUAUCAAAGUGAAUGAUCAGAAUCUAAAAUUGAAUCUCUUGUAGAAGCCAGUAUCUGCUGAGUUUAGCCUAUGUUUUGAUUCUAGAUUUUGCUUUUCAUACAUUGGAAUGAACAGGAGACUCAAAGUUCAUGUUUA
Cajanus cajan (pigeon pea) is the source of this 815-nucleotide messenger RNA. The record is from RefSeq and is a predicted model, not a curated record. NCBI's taxonomy places the organism in Eukaryota, Viridiplantae, Streptophyta, Magnoliopsida, Fabales, Fabaceae.